AUGAAGCGCUACGCUCCCUGUAAUCAAGCACUGAUUCGGGCCGAGUCAUUGGGUAUGUGGGCCGGAUCAGAGUGUGAGUCAGGAAUGGGCCGUGACUCGUUCGCUAUCUGGGAGAUCUCUGAUCCGGCAUCUGUGGUUCGUGUUGGAACAACAAGUCUGAUCUGUGGAGGCUCCACCUGGCAACCCAGAGGACUUAAAGAGCCAGCAUACAAAACUACUGCUAUUCCAGAUAUUCCAAAUUGUCCUGAUGCCUCCGACACUCCUGAUGUUCCUGAUGCUCCCGAAACUUUUGAUGCGCCAUCAUCUUCUGCUACUCCUGACACUCGUCAUGCUCCCACCCAUCCUUAUGCUUCCAAAACUCCUGAUGCUUAUGACUAUCCCGAUGCUACCGGCAUUUUUGAUGAUCCCGACACUCCGGACACUCCCGACAUUCCUGAUGCCCCCAACACUCCUGAUACUUCCGACAUUCCUGAUGCUUCCAGCACUUCUGAUGCUCCUGCUACUCCUGACCCUUCCGACAUUCCUGAUGCUCCGGACACUCCUAAUAUCUCCGACCCUCCUAAUGCUCCCGACACUCCUGAUGCUCCCGAUUUUCCUAAAGCUUCCAACAAUUCUGAUGCUCCCGACACUUUUGAUAACUCCGACAUUCCUGAUGCUUCCGACACUCCUGAUGCUCCCUACCCUCCUGAUGCUCCCAAUGUAUCUGAUGCUUCCAACAAUUCUGAUGCUCCUGACACUUCUGAUAACUCCAACAAUCCUGAUGCUUCCGACACUCCUGAUGCCCCUGCCACUCCUGAUGCUUUUGACAUUCCUGAUGCUCCUGCCGCUCCUGAUACUUCUGACAUUCCUAAUGCUCCCGAGACUUCUGAUACUUCUGACACUCCUGAUGCUCCCUACCCUCCUGAUGCUCCCUACCCUCCUGAUGCUCCCAAUAUACCUGAUGCUCCCAAUAUACCUGAUGCUUCCAACAAUUCUGAUGCUCCUGACACUUCUGAUAACUCCGACAUUCCUAAUGCUCCCGACACUCCUGAAACUCCUUAUGCUCCUGAUGCUCCCUACCCUCCUGAUGCUCCCAAUAUACCUGAUGCUUCCAACAAUUCUGAUGCUCCUGACACUUCUGAUAACUCCGACAUUCCUAAUGCUCCCGACACUCCUGAAACUCCUUAUGCUCCCGACACUCCUGAUACUCCUUAUGCUCCCGACACUCCUGAUACUUCUGACAUUUCUGAUACUCCUGCCACUCCUGAUACUAUUGACAUUCCUAAUGCUCCCGACACUUCUGACAUUCUUGAUGCUUCCGACGCUCCUGAUGUUCCAAUCCAUCCUGCUAAUCCUGACGCUCCAGCUAUUUCUGAUGCUCCCGACACUCCUGAUGCUCCUGACACUCCUGAUGCUCCUGACACUCCUGAUGCUCCCGAAACUCCUGAUGCUUCCGACACUCUUGCUACUCCUGGCGCUUCUGCCACUCCACGUUCCCACCUAUACUGA
Molecule: messenger RNA, 1488 nt
Organism: Astyanax mexicanus (Mexican tetra)
Lineage: Eukaryota; Metazoa; Chordata; Actinopteri; Characiformes; Acestrorhamphidae
Product: dentin sialophosphoprotein-like
Exons: 3
Coding region: 1-1488 (495 amino acids)
Biological process (GO): dentinogenesis; odontoblast differentiation
Cellular component (GO): cytoplasm; nucleus
Molecular function (GO): collagen binding
Source: RefSeq, a predicted model, not a curated record